AUGCGUACUGAUUUGGUGCCAAUGGACACCGAAAGGCUGAUUGAUUGAUGGGGAGGGGGGCUGGUUUGCCGCGGGACCCCACAGGUUUGGACACUAAUCAAUACUUCUCAACAACGACUCCUGCGCAAACCAGCCCAACGGACUGCGCCGCAUGACCAAGUUCUAUGUUCAACAAAGAAAAGGUCGAACAACUCGCUAUUAUGAAUGCUCUGAAUAGGUUUCAAGCAAACAACGGUCGAAGCGAGUGAAUGGAAUGCUGGGCCUGGGAAAUAGUUCAGCCGCAGACUGCUUCAACACCACGACACUUCCAAUCAAGGUAUCAUCACCUCUCAUCCACCGAGAACCUCUGAAGCUUAGCGGCGAAAAGUCCAUCGGUCUCAACCAGAAAAAAUUGUCAAUUUCUUUACUGCCCCAAAGGUCGUAGUGCAAACAUGGCGACCCCAACUUCAAAUGACCCCAAGCAUCAAUUCCCCCGCGUAGGCGUCACAGCCAUCAUCGAGCGAAAUGGCAAGGUCAUCGUCGGGAAGCGCAUGGGCAGUCAUGGUAGCGGCAUGCUACAGAUGCCAGGAGGCCACCAAGAAAAGGGUGAGCGCCACUUCGAGUGCGCGGUGCGAGAAAUCAAGGAGGAGACCGAUCUUGAUAUCGAGGCCAUCGAGUACGGGCCUGUCACGGAGGAUAUCUUCGAGGAGGAGGGGAGGCAGUAUACUACGGUUCACGUGUGGUGCAAAAUGAUCGACGAGAGUCAGGAGCCUAAGUUGAUGGAGGAGAAUAAGUGUGAAGGGUGGAAGUGGAUGUCGGCUCAGGAGCUGAGGGAUUCCGUCCGCCGGGAUGAGGCGUUUUUGCCAGUGAAGCAUCUUGUGGAACAACAGGGUGGUGCAAACAAGGUUCUUGAGAUACUCGAAGAGCGUGCCGAGGCAUACGAGACGGCCGUCAGGCUAUCUGAGCAGGCCAAGCUUGACGAGGAGGCCAAACUUGACGUGGAGGCCAAGCUCGACGGGCAGACUAAGCUUGAUGAGCAGAGAAGAGAAGAGGAGGCAGACACUGCGCAGUAGAGCGUCUAGAAUCCACAUUAAGCAUGAGGGCGGGGGGCUAUGGAGGUCGAGGACGCUAGGAGGUUGUUUUGACGUCAGUGAAGCACUGUAUUCAUAUCGUUGGUGGGAGUAGAAAAGAAAA
Messenger RNA from Colletotrichum godetiae, 1173 nucleotides. RefSeq names its product NUDIX hydrolase domain-like protein. Gene Ontology annotation, biological process: dGTP catabolic process. The record is from RefSeq and is a predicted model, not a curated record. The coding region runs from base 432 to 1052 and encodes 206 amino acids. The transcript has 4 exons. NCBI's taxonomy places the organism in Eukaryota, Fungi, Ascomycota, Sordariomycetes, Glomerellales, Glomerellaceae. Gene Ontology annotation, cellular component: cytosol. Gene Ontology annotation, molecular function: 8-oxo-7,8-dihydrodeoxyguanosine triphosphate pyrophosphatase activity.